Molecule: messenger RNA, 1256 nt
Organism: Dicentrarchus labrax (European seabass)
Lineage: Eukaryota; Metazoa; Chordata; Actinopteri; Moronidae
Product: GTPase IMAP family member 7
Exons: 3
Coding region: 11-1045 (344 amino acids)
Molecular function (GO): GTP binding
Source: RefSeq, a predicted model, not a curated record
UGGGUGUGUUAUGAUUUUUGUGACAUAUAAUAGUCUCUCCACCUGCCAACAUAUCAUACAGCUGAGGAGACUCGUACAGUUUUUGACAGAUUUUACUGCUUCAGGGAUGUUGCGAGGAAAAGCUUGGAUCCAAGUUUGCACCCUGCUUGUGCUGGUCACAUUUUGCAGUCACACUGCUCAUUGCCAAGCUCAACACAAAGAUUCAACACAUCUGAAAGACCUGAGACUCAUUCUGGUUGGAAAAACUGGAACAGGAAAGAGUGCUUCUGGAAACACCAUCCUGGGACAUGAAAAUGCCUUUAAAGAGGAAAUGUCACCUGAGUCUGUCACUAGAAGCUAUCACAGAGAAGAAGUAAAGGAUGGUGGGAGGAACAUUGUUGUCAUCGACAGCCCAGGGCUGUUUGACACAAACCAAUCACCAGAAGAACUGAAAGGAAACAUUGAGAAGUGUAUUUACAAGUCAGUUCCUGGACCCCAUGCUUUUCUGUUAGUGAUCAGUCUGAAGGCAAGAUUCACAGACGAGGAGAAAGCAGCUGUGAAGUGGAUUCAGGAUAAUUUUGGCUCAUCUUCUUCCAUGUAUACCAUAGUCCUGUUUACACAUGCUGACUUGCUAAAAGGUAAAUCUGUGGAAGACUAUGUGGCAGAGAGCAUCGAUCUACAAAGACUGAUAAACCAGUGUGGAGGAAGAUACCAUUCACUCAUCAAUGACAAGAGGGCAAGCAGAACCCAGGUCACAGAGCUUCUAGAGAAGAUAGAGAACAUGGUGAAGUCCAAUGGAGGAAGCCACUACACCAAUGAGAUGUACCUGGAAGCCCAGAAGAAACUUGAGGAGGAGAGGAAAAAGAGGGAGGAGGAGGAAGAGCGAAGAAAGAAGGAAGAGGAGGAGAGGAUCAGAGAAGAGGAGAAUAAGCUUUCCUGGUGUAAAAUGAAAGCUAUUGGUUCCGUCGCAUUAGUUGGCAUAGGAGGGAUUACCAGCUCACCUGUUCUAAUGGCGGCAGGUGUAGCAGUUGGACUCAUUGGUUUAGAUUGCACAUCAUAUAUAUGACCUGUGACAAAAAGAAAAUAGGGAAUAGGCAAUAUAUGAUGCAAAUGCAAAGCCUGAAAUAGCCUCUACAAAGAUGCCCAUUAACUAAAUCUUGAAUAGAAAAUAUCGGUGUGCGUGCUUUGUUUUGUUAUUGGGAAUGAGGAAUGUGCUAUAUACAGUUUUACUAUAUAUGUCUGUGUGGGCUUCAAAUGUCAAUAAAGUCUGAAGAUCA